GUGUCAUUUCCAUAGCGAGUGCUGAAAGAGAGUGGAUAAAUUGAGGCAGGUGAGAGUGGACACGAGACACUGAGAAGUAGCGCGGCAGGCACAGACAGCCCACCUGCGUUCAGCUCCACUUUUAACAGACUCCUAAGAGGAGGACAUUACAUUAUCAAGAGGAUUGCUGACAGCUCCAGAGCUGAUAAUGCAUUUGUGUCCUUAGGGAGGCGAAGUGAUGAGAAGAUAAAAGAGGAAUCACUGGAACAGGGAGAACACUAGAGCUCAAGUUAUCAGAACAGUGAAUCGGCACGAGAGUGGAAGACCAUAUUCCUGGGAAAUGGAGUCGAGCCCUGUGGUGUGGCACACCCAGGUGGUCCCGCUAGAAACAGACCUGGAGAGGGUGAGCUCUCAUCCCGAGUGCUCCAUCUGCUUCAACACCUACGACAACGUCUUCAAAACGCCAAAACAGUUGGACUGCACUCAUACCUUCUGCCUCGAAUGCCUCUCCCGCAUUAUGACCACCUCCAUGGACCCCCAAAACUCAAAAAUCUCCUGCCCCUUCUGCCGCCAGCCCACUACUAUUCCAAAAAAGGGGCCUCCGGCUUUGACCACCAGCCAGGAGGUGCUGUGCCGCCUGCCCGUCCACCAGCAGCAAGAGGAGCCCGUGUGGCUGGACGGAGAAAGGCUGUGCUACCAACGGCCAAUAGAUAUUCCAGGCGUGCCAGCAUUCUGCAUCUGUGUGGAUAUUGGGGCCAGCGGACAAAGCGGAGUAUCUUCUUCCCAAACUCGACCACGACUUGGCCUUCUGGAGCGGCUAAUGGAUUGGAAACGUUUGCUGCUCUUUAUAUUCCUCAUGAUGCUGCUGCUGGGGAUCGUUUUGUGGCCCCUGCAGUGCAUCGUCACGACGGGAUCCAUGCGUUGCGCGCCCCAGAACUUGCAGAUAUCUUCUACCACACCUUCUACCACUACAGUCAUUGGUUAAGUGAGACAGACACGUCUAGAUGAAUAUUGAACUUUCUAAAUCAGGAUGGCCAGUGUCAGUUUACAUCCAUACCGUUGUGCAAAGCCUGCUAGGUGCUAAAGGACUAAAGGCAAGCAGCUGGACUGUGGUAGAGAGUGAAAACUGUGUCAUGUGACGAAACUGAUCGAUCGUCAACGUGCAUCAAAACAAUGUUUUUAUGAAACAAAAGCAAAAACAAAGUAUGGUCACAUUAGUGAAGUUCUGGCGCAUAUUUGCAGGCAAAAAAGGUCUAGUCAGUAGUGUAAUAACGUGGUUGAAAGUAAAUUGUAAACCAAGCAAUUCACGAAUUUGCGAUACGUACAAAAAUCGCACAGAUUGCUAUUGAAAAGGCUGGACUUUGCUCAUGUGGCCGCAACUCAUUCCGAAGAAAACCACGUUUUUUUUACUUGUACAUUUAUGUAUAUAUUUUAUUUUAUCGUACUACAUUCUGUGAAGAGUAUUUUGUUUACAAAAAAUAAAUAAUCGUUGCUGUAAACCGCACAAGGAAGUUCAA
Messenger RNA from Puntigrus tetrazona (Sumatra barb), 1496 nucleotides. RefSeq names its product RING finger protein 223. Gene Ontology annotation, molecular function: ubiquitin protein ligase activity. The record is from RefSeq and is a predicted model, not a curated record. NCBI's taxonomy places the organism in Eukaryota, Metazoa, Chordata, Actinopteri, Cypriniformes, Cyprinidae. Bases 320 to 964 code for a protein of 214 amino acids. Gene Ontology annotation, biological process: protein ubiquitination. The transcript has 2 exons.